Molecule: messenger RNA, 564 nt
Organism: Echinostoma caproni
Lineage: Eukaryota; Metazoa; Platyhelminthes; Trematoda; Plagiorchiida; Echinostomatidae
Source: the annotation of a GenBank genome assembly
UCAACCGUUCAAAACGUUGAGUCCAGUGUGGAAGUGGCCAGCUACCGGAAAGAGAUCGAAAGUGCCCGGAAAGAAAUGCAGAUCUUACGUAAUAAUCUUGGACAAGCCGAAAAGAUUCGUGAACGUCUGGUGAAAGAGAAUCGCGAGCUCCAGGAGGAACUCAAACUACGUGAGGACUCCAUUUUCGAUCAGGACGAUGAGAUUGAGAAACGCAACGCCGAGCUACGCACAGUCAAGGCCAAUUUAGAGGCAGUACAAAAAGAGUUGGAACAAACGAAACGCGAAUUCUCUGCUGCAAAGCAACGUGAAUCGUCCAGCUCCUCAGGACGUCUGAGUGCUCAGAUAGCUCAGAAUGAGAAGAUUAGAGCAGAUCUGCACGAAACAACAAGGCAAUUAAACGGUAAGUCAUUGUUUACGAAUCCUGGGUGCAAUACGCACUAUUGUUUACAAGAAAUCAGAACUGACUAUUCAGCCGAUCAAACAGUCAGUCUGCUACUGUCAGUUAGUCAGUUCUUUGCUUUAUUCUCACGCGUAGGCACUAAACAAACUCGUGCGACAUCAUGA